This is a messenger RNA of Aureobasidium musti, 1617 nucleotides long. The record is from the annotation of a GenBank genome assembly. NCBI's taxonomy places the organism in Eukaryota, Fungi, Ascomycota, Dothideomycetes, Dothideales, Saccotheciaceae.
AUGUCAGCAAGGAAUCAAGCCGUCGAGGCUCAUACCCAGCGAACCAAGCGGGUUGCUACCCAAGUCAAAUCCUUCUACGACAGAAAAGAACCAUUCCGAAUCUUCCAUGGCAGCACCAGCAGCACAAGAAGCCAAGAGCAAGAUCGCAACAAGAUGAUCUCCACCAGCGACUUCACCGAGAUCCUGAACAUCGACCCUGAGAAACGAGUUGCAGUUGUCGAACCUAACGUUUCCAUGGAGAAAUUGGUCGAUGCUACUUUAUCGUAUGGACUUGUUGCUCCCGUCAUCAUGGAGUUCAAGAAUAUCACUGUUGGUGGAGGGUUCAGCGGUACUUCUGGAGAAAGUUCUUCUUUCAGACAUGGUGUUUUUGACAAUAUUGUCAAUAGUAUUGAGAUUGUGCUGGGAAAUGGGGAGAUUGUACGUGCUUCUCGAUCUGAAAACUCUGAUCUGUUCCAUGGCGCAGCAGGCUCAUUCGGAACGCUGGGUGUUGUCACAGAGAUUGAGGUUCAGCUGAUGGAAGCAGGCAACUUCAUGGAGUUGGAGUACCAUGCCAUUUCAAGUGCUGCAGAAGCUGUACGAGCCAUUGAGACCUACACGGCUGACAACAAGAUCCAAUAUCUCGAUGGCAUCAUGUUUUCUAAACACAGUGGCUUAAUCAUCGCAGGCCGCAUGGUCAAAACCCCAACAACAGGCUGCAAGAUCACAAAAUAUCUCUCAAGAGCCGAUCCCUGGUUCUACGUCCGCGCCCAAGAGAUCCUCAACAACGAAAUACCCACCUCUAAAGGCCACUCGUAUACUGAAGUUGUCCCCAUCAAAGACUACCUCUUCCGCUUCGACAGAGGCGCCUUCUGGGGAGGUUACUACGCCUUCAAAUACCACUUUGCACCAUUCAACAAUCUUACUCGGUACCUCCUGGAUGACUUAAUAUCUACCAAAACCAUGUAUACCGCACUCCACAAAUCCGGCCUCGCAAACGAAUUCAUUGUCCAAGAUAUCGGGUUUCCCUAUUCCACAACUCCAGAUUUUAUCGAUUACCUAGACGAAGAGUUUGAGUUAUAUCCACUGUGGUUGUGUCCCUUAAAACUGGAUGCCCCUUAUCCACUCUCUCCAAAGGGAAAGCAUUACUCUCAAGAUAGCUUGAGAGUCAUCAAUGUAGGGGUUUGGGGACCAGGCCCACACAACCGCGAUCAAUUCAUCGCUGCAAACCGCGCCAUAGAAGCAAAAACCAAACAACUGGAUGGUUUGAAAUGUCUAUAUGCACAUGCCUACUACACGUCGCCCGAAUUCUGGGAUCUCUACGACAAAGAAAAGUACGAUACCCUACGACAGAAGUACCAUGCGACAUUGUUACCGUCUGUCUUUGACAAGGUUACGAAUAAUGGUCCUCCUCCUGCGAAUACGCUGUUUGAGAGAUUGAAAAAUACAAGACCGGUGAGGGGCAUUUACGGUGCUUUAUGCGUGUUUUGGAGUGGUGGGUUGCCGUAUGCGAAGGUGCAUCAGGUGUUGAGUAUUGUGUUGUCGCCUUUGUUGCUUGUUAUCUUUACGAUGGCAUGGACUGUGUCGUUUGGUAAGGAUUUGUUGGGAUUGAGAGCGAGGGGGAAAGUGCAUGUCGAGUAG